This is a messenger RNA of Lactuca virosa, 1526 nucleotides long. The record is from the annotation of a GenBank genome assembly. Lineage: Eukaryota; Viridiplantae; Streptophyta; Magnoliopsida; Asterales; Asteraceae.
AUGAACAAAGUAGACAGUCCGCAGGUUACAAAAAGAAAAACGAGAUUAUCAUCUUACACCCCAAAUGCGAUCGAAAGCGCUACAACAACCAUCAAACUUCAACCCCUUACGCUUCGUGAUCUCGUGUUUGGAGAAGAAGAACCCCUAACUUAUGAUGAUUUGAUUUCUAGUCUACCCGGAAGACGAAACCAAAUCUUUGAACUUGUACGCCUUUUGGGUCCGGUGGAUUCUCCUGUAUCUCCGAUAUUUGUUUACGGCGGCGCAUCGACUGGCAAAACAAGUACGAUUCUCCAGGUUUUCCGUCACUUAAACCGGCCAUUUGUCUACUCAAGCUGUAGGACCUGUUACAAUGCCCGCCAACUGUUUGAAAAUAUUCUGAACCAGCUAUUGCUCCAUAGGAAAAGCGAAAUUAAUGGCUAUUCGAGUGCCAAGAAGUGUGAAAAGCAAGCUGAUUUUGUUAAUCUCUUGAAGGAAGCAUUGGUGGGUGUUGUAGAUAGUCUGAAAGGUAAUUCGGGGAAAUCUUCGGGAGGAUCCUUCAAUGGAAGUAUGGUUUACUUGAUUUUCGAUAGUUUAGAGCUUGUCAGAGACUGGGACAAAAGUUCUACCAUAUUACCAUUUUUGUUCAAGCUUCAUGAUAUUUUGAAGGUUCCUGAUGUUGAAGACGCUCUUAGACAAAUCUUGAUGAGAAACCAGCCAAACCCAAAACUCUACUCAGCUUUUCUUGAUUUGGUGUUGAAGCCUUUCUGUCGAGUAACUAGAAAGCUUGAUGAGUUAUCGGCUGGUUUAUCACCGUUAUUUAAGAAAUUCUGUGAGCCUUUAGAUGACUUGGAGGUUAAUCCUGUUGGAGAAAACAAGAGAAAGUUGUUGAAUUGUCUUCAACCUCAUAUUGCUCCUGCUAUCAAUGAGAUAUUAAGAGUCACAACCAUGUCAUCUCAGGUCAACAUGAAAAAGAAGAAAUCUGGAGCUUCUGAUUCCAUUGAUGAGAUAGAGUUUCAUAUGUCUACUUCCGCAAAGUAUCUUGUUAUUUCUGCAUUUCUUGCUUCCAGAAAUCCUGCUACUCUUGAUGCAUCAUUCUUUGAUUCGACUGGAGGUCCUGCUAAUCAAAAAAAGAAGAGAAAGAGCUCAGAAAAAUCAAAGGAAUUGAAGGAAGCUUUGGAGGAAGAACAGUUCAUGAAAGGCCCUGGAACAUUUCCAUUGGAGAGAUUGUUAGCUAUUUUUCAGUGUAUCACAUCAGGUUCAGAGUAUCCACUUGAAGAAGAAGAUGAGGAAGAAGAAGAAGAAGAAGAUAAGAGUCUUAUGUCUGACAUACUUUUACAAGUAUCAAGUCUUUGCAGUGCUAAUUUUAUAAGCAAAGGUGGAAGCUGUCCAUUGGAAGGGUCAACUCGAUACAGGUCAACAAUUAGCGAGGAUUUGGCCUUAAAAGUAGCAAAGAGCCUCAAGUUUCCACUCGCAAAGUACUUAUAUAGAAAAUAGUCCAUUUGAAAAAGUCAGAUUUUGACAUUUGAAGGUCAACUAUUGUAUGUUAC